This is a messenger RNA of Coregonus sp. 'balchen', 15511 nucleotides long. NCBI's taxonomy places the organism in Eukaryota, Metazoa, Chordata, Actinopteri, Salmoniformes, Salmonidae. The record is from the annotation of a GenBank genome assembly.
CUCCCUGUCAGUAUAAUGCAAGUCCUGGGGGCGUUCCCGUCGCCUAGCGGCCCCGCCUCCCCCUGCAGCCUGCUGAACGAAGACACCCUGAUCAAGUACUCCAGGCUGACCUCCACCAACCACAAGAACUUCCGAUACUUUGUCCUGGACAACUCUGUCAUCCUGGCCAUGCUGGAGCAACCACUGGGCAAUGAACAAAGUCAGUUAUCCUCCACGUUAUCAGUUAUCCUCCACGUUAUCGGUUAUCCUCCAUCAGUUAUCCUCCACAUGUUAUCGGUUAUCCUCCACAUGUUAUCAGUUAUCCUCCACGUUAUCAGUUAUCCUCCACGUUAUCGGUUAUCCUCCAUCAGUUAUCCUCCACAUGUUAUCAGUUAUCCUCCACGUUAUCAGUUAUCCUCCACGUUAUCAGUUAUCCUUCACGUUAUCAGUUAUCCUCCACGUUAUCAGUUAUCCUUCACGUUAUCAGUUAUCCUCCACGUUAUCAGUUAUCCUCCACGUUAUCGGUUAUCCUCCAUCAGUUAUCCUCCACAUGUUAUCGGUUAUCCUCCACAUGUUAUCAGUUAUCCUCCAUACGUUAUCAGUUAUCCUUCACAUGGUAUCAGUUAUUCUCUCACGUUAUCAGUCCUCAACAUGUUUCGGUUAUCCUCCACAUGUUAUCAGUUAUCCUCCACAUGGUAUCAGUUAUUCUCUCACGUUAUCAGUCCUCAACAUGUUCACUGAUACCAGAUUGAUAGCUGAUAAGAAUAGUCCUGGGUCGUUUUCAUUAGAGCAACGGAACUUUUUUCUAAACUUUUAGCAACAUUAAACAAAGUCCGCUCUCCCGUGUUUCAGUCUGUCUUCUUCCGUUUAGUGCCUAAUGAGAAAUACCCUUUUGACCUGGUUUCCCUGUGUGUGUGUGUCUCAGCAGAUUCCUGUCCGUCCGUGACCAUGUUGAUCAGGGGGAUGUCUGGGAGACACGCCUGGACCAUGCAGCUCUUCCAUCAGCCCAGGGAGGCCCGCGCCAGCCACAAGGUAGCCCUUUAGAUUCAUUACGGUGAUAUCUUUCUAUUAGUGUCCAGGUUUACAUUGUGACAUCUAACUUAACUAGCAACUCCAUUGUUAAAAACCAGGUUUUUUCACAUGGCUUUAAUGAGACACUAGUAAUGUCAAGUAAUGCAAUAUUCUCAUUCAAAAUGAACAAUGAUUCAUGAUGUUGGUCCCAGACUUGUUUGGUGAAAACAUGUCUGCGUCAGGGCAUUGAUAUUCAUCGUAGACCUUUAACAAUGCUAAAUUAUCAUAUGUCAGUUCGGGUUUCAUGUUGAGUCUUCCCAUCAUCGUAGACCUUUAACAAUGCUAAAUUAUCAUAUGUCAGUUGGGGUUUCAUGUUGAGUCUUCCCAUCAUCGUAGACCUUAAACAAUGCUAAAUUAUCAUAUGUCAGUUCGGGUUUCAUGUUGAGUCUUCCCAUCAUCGUAGACCUUUAACAAUGCUAAAUUAUCAUAUGUCAGUUCGGGUUUCAUGUUGAGUCUUCACAUCAUCGUAGACCUUUAACAAUGCUAAAUUAUCAUAUGUCAGUUCGGGUUUCAUGUUGAGUCUUCACAUCAUCGUAGACCUUUAACAAUGCUAAAUUAUCAUAUGUCAGUUCGGGUUUCAUGUUGAGUCUUCCCAUCAUCGUAGACCUUUAACAAUGCUAAAUUAUCAUAUGUCAGUUCGGGUUUCAUGUUGAGUCUUCCCAUCAUCGUAGACCUUUAACAAUGCUAAAUUAUCAUAUGUCAGUUCGGGUUUCAUGUUGAAUCUUCACAUCAUCGUAGACCUUUAACAAUGCUAAAUUAUCAUAUGUCAGUUCGGGUUUCAUGUUGAGUCUUCACAUCAUCGUAGACCUUUAACAAUGCUAAAUUAUCAUAUCAGUUCGGGUUUCAUGUUGAGUCUUCACAUCAUCGUAGACCUUUAACAAUGCUAAAUUAUCAUAUGUCAGUUCGGGUUUCAUGUUGAGUCUUCCCAUCAUCGUAGACCUUUAACAAUGCUAAAUUAUCAUAUGUCAGUUCGGGUUUCAUGUUGAGUCUUCCCAUCAUCGUAGACCUUUAACAAUGCUAAAUUAUCAUAUGUCAGUUCGGGUUUCAUGUUGAGUCUUCCCAUCAUCGUAGACCUUUAACAAUGCUAAAUUAUCAUAUGUCAGUUCGGGUUUCAUGUUGAGUCUUCCCAUCAUCGUAGACCUUUAACAAUGCUAAAUUAUCAUAUGUCAGUUCGGGUUUCAUGUUGAGUCUUCCCAUCAUCGUAGACCUUUAACAAUGCUAAAUUAUCAUAUGUCAGUUCGGGUUUCAUGUUGAGUCUUCCCAUCAUCGUAGACCUUUAACAAUGCUAAAUUAUCAUAUGUCAGUUCGGGUUUCAUGUUGAGUCUUCCCAUCAUCGUAGACCUUUAACAAUGCUAAAUUAUCAAAUGUCAGUUCGGGUUUCAUGUUGAGUCUUCCCAUCAUCGUAGACCUUUAGCAUUGCUAAAUGAUCGUGUCAGCUCAUGUUUUUUGUGGAGUCUUCCCAGCUUCUUUCUCAGGGGUCUGUGUCUCAUAAGAAGUCCCUCUCUCUCUUUCUCUCCCUCCCUCCUCCCUCUCUCUCCAUCUGUCACCCUCUGUCUUUCUCUCCCUCCCUCCUCCCUCUCUCUCCAUCUGUCACCCUCUGUCUUUCUCUCCCUCCCUCCUCCCUCUCUCUCCAUCUGUCACCCUCUGUCUUUCUCUCUCUCCAUCUCCUUUUCUCCAUCUCACUCUCUCUCUUUUUCAUCUCUUUCUCUGUUCUCUCUGUAGCAGGUGUUUGUCCCAGAGAGCCGGCCCACUCCCAAAAAUGACGUGGGGAUCCGGUUCAACGUCAAACACAGACCCUUCCCUGAAGAAGUGGACAAAAUUCCAUUUGUGAAAGCGGACCUGAGCAUUCCGGACCUGCACGAUAUCAUAGAUAAGGAGGUAGGCUAGCAUCGGUUGUCUGUCCAUAUUAGAAUCAUUAUGUCUCCAUUGCCCUAAUGAGGAUUGUAUUGCAGAGUAGAGGUAGUGUUCUCAUCAGCCAGGGCCUGUAUUUACAAAGCGCCUCAAAAUAGGAGUGCUUAUCUGGGAUCAGGUCCCACUGUUAUUUAUUAAUUAAAAAACGGAUUCAAGGUCAGCUUAAUGAAUAUGGCCCCAGAUGGGACACUUUGUACAACAAGCACAACAAACAAAAUCUAGGCUAACUUUAGAUUUUAAAUGUAGGCUAACUUUAGAUUUUAAAUGUAGGCUAACUUUAGAUUUUAAAUGUAGGCUAACUUUAGAUUUUAAAUGUAGGCUAACUUUAGAUUUUAAAUGUAGGCUAACUUUAGAUUUUAAAUGUAGGCUAACUUUAGAUUUUAAAUCUAGGCUAACUUUAGAUUUUAAAUCUAGGCUAACUUUAGAUUUUAAAUCUAGGCUAACUUUAGAUUUUAAAUCUAGGCUAACUUUAGAUUUUAAAUCUAGGCUAACUUUAGAUUUUAAAUCUAGGCUAACUUUAGAUUUUAAAUCUAGGCUAACUUUAGAUUUUAAAUCUAGGCUAACUUUAGAUUUUAAAUCUAGACUAACUUUAGAUUUUAAAUGUAGGCUAACUUCAGAUUUUGUCAUUCUCUGUGAACUUGUCCACUUCAAUGAAUCUUUGUCUAUCUGAAAAUGAUUUGUGGAAUGCAAUGUUUCUCAACUGACAGGCUGUGAGUGAGUUGUCCUCACACACAAACAGGACAUGUUUCACCAAUAUCUAUAUUUAAUGCUGGGAAAGAAAGGUUUUGAUGUGAAAGAGUUGGUCAUGUUUGGGAGCUAGGGAUUGGGUUGUAUUGGUUUUGUGAGAGUUUGAAGGCUUUGUGAAGGUUUGUUCAUGUCGUGUGUGGGUGUUUUGGUGGUGGUGUUUUGAGGUUUUUUGAUGAGGGGAUUGGGUGUGUGUUUAUGGGUGUGGUUUUGUGCGAUUGGGUGGAUGUAUGUAUGCAAUGGGACUCGCCAGCACAACUCAAAUACCUUUUUUUUUUUUAAACAAAUUGUCCUGGGAAUGAUCUUGGGAGCAGUCUUCUUAUAUGGUCUGGCCUUCAACAAUGACUACUACUAUUUUAUAAUAAGAUGGUGUUCAGAAUGAACUACGCCACAGGUUCCCACUCCAGGCAGAUAAUAUGCCCUUUGACACAGAUAUAGGAUCAGUGCUUACCCUCUCCUAAUCACCAUUUUGAGAAGAAACUAAUAAACAAAACUGACCUUUUCCAAUGUCAAGGGGCAACAUCAUCAUCCUACACCCUCUCUCUCUCUCGCCCUCUCUCUCUCUGCCCCCCUCUCUCUCUCUCUGCCCCCCUCUCUCUCUCUCUGCCCCCUCUCUCUGCCCCCCUCUCUCUCUCUCUCUCUCUCUCUCGCGCUCUCUCUCUGCCCCCCUCACUCUCUCUCUCUCUGCCCCCCUCCCUCUCUCUCUGCCCCCUCUCUCUCUCUGCCCCCUCUCUCUCUCUGCCCCCUCUCUCUCUGCCCCCCCCUCUCUCUCUCUGCCCCCCCCCUCUCUCUCUCUCUCUCUCUGCCCCACCUCUCUCUCUCUCUCUCUCUCUCUCUCUGCCCUCUCUCUCUCUCUCUUCUGCCCCUCUCUCUCUCUCUGCCCCUCUCUCUCUCUCUGCCCCCUCUCUCUCUCUCUGCCCCCUCUCUCUCUCUCUGCCCCUCUCUCUCUCUCUCUCUCUCUCUCUCUCUGCCCUCUCUCUCUCCCCCUCAGCUGGAGAUGCAGCACACCAAGCUGUGGGGUGUGAUGGCCAAGCAGAUUGAGUAUGAAACAACACUGGAGCAUGGCAGCGAGGAGCGCUGGUUGCAGCAAGAGCUUCCCAGACCCGCUGACAGACUGCAAGCCCCCACCGCCCUCAGAAGAGUUCCAGACCGCCCGCCUUUUCCUGUCGCACUUUGGUUUCCUGUCACUGGAGGCACUCAAGGUACGGGGGGAAGAUGAGGGGUAGGAAAGGAGAGGGAGGAGUGGAGGAAACCAAGGGAGGGGAGAGGUAGGAGUGGAGGGGAACAAGGCGAGGGAGGGGAGAGAGGAGGAGGAGAGGGGAACAAGGUGAGGGAGGGGAGAGGAGGAGGAGGAGGGAACAAGUUGAGGGAGGGGAGAGGAGGAGGAGUGGAGGGGAACAAGGUGAGGGAGGGGAGAGAGGAGGAGGUGGAGGGGAACAAGGUGAGGGAGGGAAGAGAGGAGGAGGAGAGGGGAACAAGGUGAGGGAGGGGAGAGAGGAGGAGGAGAGGGGAACAAGAUGAGGGAGGGGAGAGGAGGAGGGAGGAGGAGAGGGAGAACAAGGGAGGGAGGGGAGGAGAGAGGAGGAAGAGAGGGGAACAAGGCGAGGGAGGGGAGAGAGGAGGAGGAGAGGGGAACAAGGUGAGGGAGGGGAGAGAGGAGGAGUGGAGGGGAAACAAGGUGAGGGAGGGGAGAGGAAGAGGAGUGGGAGGGGAAACAAAGGGUGAGGGAGGAUGAGAGAGGAGGAGGAGAGGGGAACAAAGGCGGAGGGAGGGAGAGAGGAGGAGAGGGGAAACAAGGUGAGUGAGGGGAGAGAGGAGAGGAGAGGGGAACAAGGUGAGGGAGGGGAGGAGAGAGAGGAGGAGGAGGGGGAAACAAAGGUGAGGGAGGGGAGAGAGGAGGAGGAGAGGGGAACAAGGUGGGAGGGGAGAGGGAGAGAGGAGGAGGAGAGGGGAACAAGGUGAGGGAGGGGGAGAGAGGAGGAGGAGAGGGGGAACAAGGUGAGGGAGGGGAGGAGAGGAGGAGGAGAGGGGAACAAGGUGCGGGAGGGGAGAGAGGAGGAGGAGUGGAGGGGAACAAGGUGAGUGAGGGGAGAGAGGAGGAGGAGAGGGGAACAAGGUGAGGGAGGGGAGAGAGGAGGAGUGGAGGGGAACAAGGUGAGGGAGAGGAGAGAGGAGGAGUGGAGGGGAACAAGGUGAGGGAGGGAAGAGGAGGAGGAGAGGGGAACAAGGUGAGGUAGGGAAGAGGAGGAGGAGAGGGGAACAAGGUGAGGGAGGGAAGAGGAGGAGGAGAGGGGAACAAGGUGAGGAGAGGAGGGAGUGGAGGGGAACGAGGGUGAGGGAGGGGGAGAGAGGAGGAGUGGAGGGCAACAAGGUGAGGGAGGGGGGAGGAGAGGAGGAGGAGAGGGGAAACAAGAUGAGGGAGGGGGAGAGAGGAGGAGUGGAGGGGAACAAGGUGAGGGAGGGGAGAGAGGAGGAGGAGAGGGGAACAAGGUGAGGGAGGGGAGAGAGGAGGAGUGGCGGGGAACAAGGUGAGGGAGGGGAGAGAGGAGGAGUGGAGGGGAACAAGGUGAGGGAGGGGAGAGAGGAGGAGGAGAGGGGAAGCAAGGUGAGGGAGAAGAGAGAGGAGGAGUGGAGGGGGAACAAGGUGAGGGAGGGAAGAGGAGGAGGAGAGGGGAACAAGGUGAGGGAGGGGAGAGAGGAGGAGGAGAGGGGAACAAGGUGAGGGAGGGGAGAGAGGAGGAGUGGAGGGGAGAGAGGAGGAGGAGAGGGGAACAAGGUGAGGGAGGGGAGAGAGGAGGAGUGGAGGGGAACAAGGUGAGGGGGAGGAGUGGAGGGGAACAAGGUGAGGGAGGGGAAGAGGAGGAGGAGAGGGGCACAAGGUGAGGGAGGGGAGAGAGGAGGAGGGGAGGGGAACAAGGUGAGAGAGGAGGAGGGGAGGGGAACGAGGUGAGGGAGGGGAGAGAGGAGGAGUGGAGGGCAACAAGGUGAGGGAGGGGAGAGAGAAGGAGGAGAGGGGAACAAGAUGAGGGAGGGGAGAGAGGAGGAGUGGAGGGGAAUAAGGUGAGGGAGGGGAGAGAGGAGGAGGAGAGGGGAACAAGGUGAGGGAGGGGAGAGAGGAGGAGUGGCGGGGGGAACAAGGUGAGGGAGGGGAGAGAGGAGGAGGAGAGGGGAACAAGGUGAGGGAGGGGAGAGAGGAGGAGUGGAGGGGAACAAGGUGAGGGAGGGAAGAGGAGGAGGAGAGGGGAACAAGGUGAGGGAGGGGAGAGAGGAGGAGGAGAGGGGAACAAGUUGAGAGAGGAGGAGUGGAGGGGAACGAGGUGAGGGAGGGGAGAGAGGAGGAGUGGAGGGCAACAAGGUGAGGGAGGGGAGAGAGAAGGAGGAGAGGGGAACAAGAUGAGGGAGGGGAGAGAGGAGGAGUGGAGGGGAAUAAGGUGAGGGAGGGGGAGAGAGGAGGAGGAGAGGGGAACAAGGUGAGGGAGGGGAGAGAGGAGGAGUGGCGGGGAACAAGGUGAGGGAGGGGAGAGAGGAGGAGGAGAGGGGAACAAGGUGAGGGAGGGGAGAGAGGAGGAGUGGAGGGGAACAAGGUGAGAGAGGAGGAGAGGGAGGAGUGAAGGGGAACAAGGUGAGGGAGAGGAGAGAAGAAGAGGAAAGAAUGGGUCUGUUUUGAAGGGAUUGAAACAGACAAGGUCCUUGACAUGCAUGUAGUGGAACCCCUUGCUUUCACCUGUCCAAUCCUGUUAGAUCAGUGACUACUUCAAGGAAGGAAAGAAGCAUGUUGAAAGUUUCAACAGGAAAGCAUGCAAUCAACCCAUGGCAAGAUGUAUUCAGUUAAAACCCUGUAUUUGAUGACAUGGGUUAUCACAUGGUAGCAAAAUAUAGUCAAACUAAUACAGCAGUUAAACUGGCCCUUAAAUUGGCAGAUUAAACCAGCCAAUCACAUUUAACUUUGUUUCCUGCCCUCCAGGAGCCCGGCAACAGUCGCCUACCUCCCCACCUGAUUGCACUGGACUCUGGGUUGCCGGGCUUCUUUGAUGACAUGAGCUACCUGGACCUGCUGCCCUGUCGGCCCUGUGACACAGUCUUCCUCUUCUACAUGAAGGCUGGCCAGAAGAGCAGCCAGGAGGUGAAGGGUUAACAGGGUUAAAGGGGAGGGCAUCAACAGGGUUAAAGGGGAGGGCAUCAACUGGGUUAAAGGAGAGGGCAUCAACUGGGUUAAAGGGGAGGGCAUCAACUGGUUAAAGGGGAGGGCAUCAACUGGGUUAAAGGGGAGGGCAUCAACUGGGUUAAAGGGGAGGGCAUCAACUGGGUUAAAGGGGGGGGCAUCAACUGGGUUAAAGGGGAGGGCAUCAACUGGGUUAAAGGGGGGGGCAUCAACUGGGUUAAAGGGGAGGGCAUCAACUGGGUUUAAAGGGGGGGGGGGGGGGCAUCAACUGGGUUAAGGGGGGGGGGGGCAUCAACUGGGUUUAAGGGGAGGGCAUCAACUGGGUUUAAAGUGGGGGGGGGCAUCAACUGGGUUAAAGUGGGGGGGGGCAUCAACUGGGUUAAAGGGGGGGCAUCAACUGGGUUAAAGUGGGGGGGCGGGCAUCAACACGGUUAAAGGGGUGGGCAUCAACACGGUUAAAGGAGAGGGAAUCAACACGGUUAAAGGAGAGGAAAUCAACACGUUAAAGGGGAGGCCAUCAACUGGGUUAAAUGGGAGGCCAUCAACUGGGUUAAAGGGGAGGGCAUCAACAUUGAAACAGGAAGUUACUAUCUGAAUUUAGCACUAAAAUUACAGAGUCUGAAGCAAAAUGGUCCCUGAUAAAAUACCUGAUAUGGACUGGAGAAUAUUAUCUGUUGGUUUUGCCAAGUGUGUAGACAUAUGAAUAUGUCAAGAUGAGGGAAAUGCUAAUUUGUUUGCUGAGUUGGUUGUGAAAAAUAAUUUCUGUCUCAGAGAAGAAUACGCUUUUCUUUAACAGUUAAAAAUAGUUUUGGACGAUGUAAAAUAAUUUACAGACAUGGCUUGACCAUUGAUUUCUAUUUUCACAUCUCCUCAGUGAUCUGUGUGUCUCCACCACUCUGUCCCAUACCAGAUCCUGAGGAACGUGGAGUCUAGCUCCAACGUGCAGCACCACUUCCUGGAGUUCCUGCUGUCGCUGGGCUGGCCCGUGGAGGUGGGGCAGCACCCGGGCUGGACGGGCAGUGUCUACACCAGCUGGUCCAUCAACAACAACAACAGCAACAAUAACAGAGACAGUAGCCCACCAGGUGGGAGGGAGGGAGACCCCAUCCCCAAGGGCUUCUGUACUUUUUUCACAUUAUCGUACCGACCUGAAUCUUGUUUUGUUUUUUUACAGCAGUAAGGAAGUUAUUCUCUGUCCCCACAGAUGACGUGGUCACCCUGGGAGACACGGGCGGGGGCGUGUUCAACGGAGAGAAGGGGGUGCUGUACUAUGCAGACGCCUUGACCGAAAUCGCCUUCGUCGUUCCCUCGCUCACAGAGUCCUCCGGUGGGCCUCAUCCCUCUCUCCCAUCUUCACUUCUUCUUACUUUUCUCCCACUCCUCAUCCCUCUCUCCCAUCCUCCGGUCUUAUUUUCUCUACGUUCCUCAUCUCUCUUUCAAGUCUUCACUUCUUAUUUUCUCUCCUCAGCUCUUUUUCUGUGUUUGCCAUCGAUCCCAAAGCCGCUGUUCUCCGUUUCAAGUCGUCUGUAGAGGAAGGAAAUCCCCACUGUGUGUCUUUAUGGAUUUCCCCUAAUUUGUUCUACAAAUCUUCUUUAUUUUCUAGAGCAUUGUAAUUCUAUUAGAGAGCCAUUAAGCAGGGUGGUCUUCAUUAGGUAGCCAUUAAGCAGGGGGGUAUUCAUUAGGUAGCCAUUAAGCAGGGGGGUAUUCAUUAGGCACAAAACAAAAAGAACAUACUAAUACAUGGAGGGACUACCUGAUCCUGUCUAAUAAGAAACGCUAUGGAACCUGCAUUAUAUAGGGCAAGGGUGCACAUAUUUCUUUUCGGACCGAUUUGUUUGUCAAAAGCAAUUUGCAGGCCAGAAAAAGGGCAGUUAUUUGAAAACGUUUAUAUCCAUUAUAAUUUUUACAUACUUUCUAACUAGUUGUAGAUGUUGAAGAGUGGCCUGGAGUGGGGGCCGUUUAGGAUGCAGACUGGGUUCCCACUUGUCUUUGUGUUGUUGUUUCUGUAGCAGAGUGGUCAGAGAACAGUUUCCCCACGGGAGACCCAGACUCUCAGAUGGACCUGCUGCCCAGCCUGCUGAAACAGUCCAACCUCACACUGGACCUCUUCCCCAACCACUCAGACAAUGUGGCCCCUGCGCAGAGGGUAAGACACACCGCAGACUAUUGUAACACUUUAACAUUAUUAGCAUUCUCUCCAGCACUAUACCAGUGUCUAUAUGUGAACAUAUAUGUAGGUUAAAAAGUGGUGAAGUGCUCCUGAAGUAUGCUAGUAUUAUUUUCCUCAGACCGAUUGACCUUAUCAAUGCCCACAUCCCACCUAAACCCAAACCCUACCCCAGGGAUGUUCAAUUCAUGUCUGGAGGGCCAAAGCACUUCUGGUUUUCACUGACUCAAGACUUACUUAGCUGUGUUUAGCGAACGGUGAUCGCUACGCAAAGGUUAAAAUACAACUGUGUUGAGGCCUUAAAGCUGGAUUAUGGAGUCAUUUAUCCUGUAGUCAGUUGAAAGUUUUUUCUUUGUUCUAGCUUGUUCACAUGAUUUCCACUAUUGUCUGUCCUUUAGAGUCCCACAGUGAAGUCUAAGAAGAUGCCAUCUGGCAGGACUAUCCCUCCAAUGGGGCCCGAGACCAAAGUACUGGUAGUCUGGGUGGAGCGCUACGACGAUAUUGGUAGGCUAACUUCCUGCUGCUUCACGCUGAAACUGGCCUCUUUUGGCUGCCAUUUUGGUUAUUUAAGUCUAGCGGAACUACACUCUUAUCUAGUCAUGAAAUAUUUGUACUAUUGGUAGAAACAACGUAUCAGAUCUGUAGAAUGUCUCAUUCAUUCCUUACAGACAUUUUACUAUCAGAUGCAACUGUUAACGAGUAGUUAAAUGUUUGUUAUCCUGUAUUUUUAGAGGCAUGUCUUCAUAUUUCUGAAAUGACUGACUUCAGUGCACCUUGAUAGAUUGUGUGCACCUAAAAGUUUGAACUGCGAUGUACACUGCUCAAAAAAAUAAAGGCAACACUUAAACAACACAAUGUAACUCCAAGUCAAUCACACUUCUGUGAAAUCAAACUGUCCACUUAGGAAGCAACACUGAUUGACAAUAAAUUUCACAUGCUGUUGUGCAAAUGGAAUAGACAACAGGUGGAAAUUAUAGGCAAUUAGCAAGACACCCCCAAUAAAGGACUGGUUUUGCAGGUGGUGACCACAGACCACUUCUCAGUUCCUAUGCUUCCUGGCUGAUGUUUUGGUCACUUUUGAAUGCUGGCGGUGCUUUCACUCUAGUGGUAGCAUGAGACGGAGUCUACAACCCACACAAGUGGCUCAGGUAGUGCAGCUCAUCCAGGAUGGCACAUCAAUGCGAGCUGUGGCAAGAAGGUUUGCUGUGUCUGUCAGCGUAGUGUCCAGAGCAUGGAGGCGCUACCAGGAGACAGGCCAGUACAUCAGGAGAUGUGGAGGAGGCCGUAGGAGGGCAACAACCCAGCAGCAGGACUGCUACCUCCGCCUUUGUGCAAGGAGGAGCAGGAGGAGCACUGCCAGAGCCCUGCAAAAUGACCUCCAGCAGGCCACAAAUGUGCAUGUGUCUGCUCAAAUGGUCAGAAACAGACUCCAUGAGGGUGGUAUGAGGGCCCGACGUCCACAUGUGGGGGUUGUGCUUACAGCCCAACACCGUGCAGGACGUUUGGCAUUUGCCAGAGAACACCAAGAUUGGCAAAUUCGCCACUGGCGCCCUGUGCUCUUCACAGAUGAAAGCAAGUUCACACUGAGCACAUGUGACAGACGUGACAGUCUGGAGACGCCGUGGAGAACGUUCUGCUGCCUGCAACAUCCUCCAGCAUGACCGGUUUGGCGGUGGGUCAGUCAUGGUGUGGGGUGGCAUUUCUUUGGGGGGCCGCACCAUGUGCUCGCCAGAGGUAGCCUGACUGCCAUUAGGUAACGAGAUGAGAUCCUCAGACCCCUUGUGAGACCAUAUGCUGGUGCGGUUGGCCCUGGGUUCCUCCUAAUGCAAGACAAUGCUAGACCUCAUGUGGCUGGAGUGUGUCAGCAGUUCCUGCAAGAGGAAGGCAUUGAUGCUAUGGACUGGCCCGCCCGUUCCCCAGACCUGAAUCCAAUUGAGCACAUCUGGGACAUCAUGUCUCGCUCCAUCCACCAACGCCACGUUGCACCACAGACUGUCCAGGAGUUGGCGGAUGCUUUAGUCCAGGUCUGGGAGGAGAUCCCUCAGGAGACCAUCCGCCACCUCAUCAGGAGCAUGCCCAGGCGUCGUAGGGAGGUCAUACAGGCACGUGGAGGCCACACACACUACUGAGUCUCAUUUUGACUUGUUUUAAGGACAUUACAUCAAAGUUGGAUCAGCCUGUAGUGUGGUUUUCCACUUUAAUUUUGAGGGUGACUCCAAAUCCAGAUCUCCAUGGGUUGAUACAUUUGAUUUCCAUUGAUAAUUUUUGUGUGAUUUUGUUGUCAGCACAUUCAACUAUGUAAAGAAAAAAGUAUUUAAUAAGAUUAUUUCAUUCAUUCAGAUCUAGGAUGUGUUAUUUUAGUGUUCCCUUAAUUUUUUUGAGCAGUGUAUGUCGAAUUCCUGUGUUGUAGAUAACUUUCCCCUGGCCGACCUGCUGGUAGAGACGAGCACUGGAGUGGAGACCACAGCCAACAGUAGCACCUCCACAAGGUUACUGCACUGCAGGCUCCCAUCCAUCACUACUCAGCACUGACAGCCUGUCCCAAAUCACUCCAUAUCCAUCACUACUCUCACUACUCAGCACUGACAGCCUGUCCCAAAUCACUCCAUUUCCAUCACUACUCAGCACUGACAGCCUGUCCCAAAUCACUCCAUAUCCAUCACUACUCAGCACUGACAGCCUGUCCCAAAUCACUCCAUAUCCAUCACUACUCAGCACUGACAGCCUGUCCCAAAUCACUCCAUAUCCAUCACUACUCAGCACUGACAGCCUGUCCCAAAUCACUCCAUAUCCAUCACUACUCAGCACUGACAGCCUGUCCCAAAUCACUCCAUAUCCAUCACUACUCAGCACUGACAGCCUGUCCCAAAUCACUCCAUAUCCAUCACUACUCAGCACUGACAGCCUGUCCCAAAUCACUCCAUAUCCAUCACUACUCAGCACUGACAGCCUGUCCCAAAUCACUCCAUAUCCAUCACUACUCAGCACUGACAGCCUGUCCCAAAUCACUCCAUAUCCAUCACUACUCAGCACUGACAGCCUGUCCCAAAUCACUCCAUAUCCAUCACUACUGAUCACUGACAGCCUGUCCCAAAUCACUCUAUAUCCAUCACUACUCAGCACUGACAGCCUGUCCCUAAUCACUCUCCAUCUAUCACUACUGAUCACUGACAGCCUGUCCCACAUCACUCCCUAUCUAUCAAUACUAAUAAAUAAUAAAACUUUAAAUGGAGAUUCUCCUCUAAGCAUGCAUUUUAGUCAAGGGGUCUGGGAAACUAGGCCUAAGGGUUCAAUAUAAAUGGGUGCUUGAACCCUCAAAAGAGCAAGCACAGCGACAAUGACAAGGAAAAACUCCUAGAAAAUAGUUCAAUAGACCUCUAUAGGAGCCCUAUCCUCUUCUGACUUACCUGAUAGAAGCUCAGAGCGGACCACCACCAAGACCAGACAGUUGUCCUUUACUCCAGUCAUAUAUAAAUGGCUCACGUGAGUCCGCAGGAUCAGUGUGGCUCGCGAGGCUAAUGUACACUCAGAGUUUAUUUAUUUGGACAGUGAAGCAAAAAAAAUGUAUUUGGCUCUGUACUCCAGCAUUUUGGAUUUGAGAUCAAAUGUUUUCUAUAAAGCGACAGUACAGAAUCUCACCUUUUAUUCGAGGGUAUUUUCAUACAUAUCUGUUUUACCUUUUAGAAAUGAAAGCACUUUAUGUAUGUAGUCCCCCCAUGUGUCAUAAGUAUUUGGACAAAUCCACUUAUAUGUGUAAUAAAGUAGUCAAAAGUUAAGUAUUUGGUCCCAUAUUCCUAGCAUGCAAUGACUACAUCAAGCUUGUGAUUCUACAAACUUGUUCGAUGCAUUUGCCGUUUGUUUUGGUUGUGUUUCAGAUUAUGUUGUGCCCAAAGAGAUCAUACCCCCCAAAACAUGCUAACCUCUCACCAUUACCAAUAACAGGGGAGGUUAGCAUACAUUUUUUUUAUGCCUCUAACCUUCCCACACAUCAUUAUUCACGAUUCAUUCAUAAUUAUCCAUAAUGUUCAUUUAGCUGAGACAAAGCAGUGUAGGUCGGGGGACCCAGACACAGGACAGGGACGAGGUCUUGCCAGGGCAGCAUGUAGAACAGGAUACAGGAGCAAGGCAAUGCAAUGUAGGGUUGAACCAGAGACGGUACAGGAACAAAGCCAAGCCAGCUGGAUGGUGGCUGGCCAGAGACAGUACAGGAACAAAGCCAAGCCAGCUGGAUGGUGGCUGGCCAGAGACAGUACUGGAACAAAGCCAGGCCAGCUGGAUGGUGGCUGGCCAGAGACAGUACAGGAACAAAGCCAGGCCAGCUGGAUGGUGUCUGGCCAGAGACAGUACAGGAACAAAGCCAGGCUAGCUGGAUGGUGUCUGUCCAGAGACAGUACAGGAACAAAGCCAAGCCAGCUGGAUGGUGGCUGGCCAGAGACAGUACAGGAACAAAGCCAGGCCAGCUGGAUGGUGUCUGGCCAGAGACAGUACUGGAACAAAGCCAGGCCAGCUGGAUGGUGGCUGGCCAGAGACAGUAGAGGAACAAAGCCAGGCCAGCUGGAUGGUGGCUGGCCAGAGACAGUACAGGAACAAAGCCAGGCCAGCUGGAUGGUGUCUGGCCAGAGACAGUACUGGAACAAAGCCAGGCCAGCUGGAUGGUGGCUGGCCAGAGACAGUACAGGAACAAAGCCAGGCCAGCUGGAUGGUGUCUGGCCAGAGACAGUACAGGAACAAGGCCAGCUAGAUGGUGUCUGACCUCAUAAAGCAGGAUGGUAAGAGGUACUCAUAGUGCCUCUGCAGCGGAGACAGUCUCUCAUAUCUCCUCUGUUCUACUUCCACCUUUCUGCUCUCCCUCCUCUUCCUAUCUGCCUCUCUCUGUCUCUCUCUCGCUCUCUCUCUCUCUCUCUCUCUGUCUCUCUCUGUGUGCGCAUGUCCAACCCUCUUUCCUCCUCUCAGGCCCACAUCGUCAGGUCAGGACGUGCAGGUGAUCUUCAUCCACCCUCUGAGGACCGGCCUGUUCCGGAUCCGCCUGCACGGGGCCCUGGGCAAGUUCAGCAUGGUCGUCCCCCUGGUGGACGGCAUGGUGGUCAGCAGAAGGUCACUAGGUGAGAGUAUGGGGGGAGGGGUGAAAGGUGUGUGUGUGUGUGUGUUAGCUAUCACGAUGACUCGUGACGAGUAGCACUGUGUGUGUUUUCUUCACACAUGCCAAAUGUGUGAGUCACCGGGCCUAGCUCCACCACUUCUCUCUCCACAUCAGUGCUGAGCCAUUGGUCCUCUCUCUCCUCUCAGGGUUCCUGGUGAGACAGACGGUGAUCAACGCGUGCCGGCGAAAGCGGCUGGAGAGUGACUCGUACAACCCGCCGCACGUGCGUCGGAAACAGAAGAUCGCUGAGGUGGUGAACCGGUACCGCAACAAGCAGUUGGAGCCUGAGUUCUACACCGCCCUCUUCCAGGAGGUCGAAGAGAGCAGCCUCAACCCC